Arachis duranensis is the source of this 871-nucleotide messenger RNA. RefSeq lists its product as uncharacterized. Gene Ontology annotation, biological process: transcription by RNA polymerase II. The record is from RefSeq and is a predicted model, not a curated record. NCBI's taxonomy places the organism in Eukaryota, Viridiplantae, Streptophyta, Magnoliopsida, Fabales, Fabaceae. The transcript has 3 exons. The coding region runs from base 92 to 574 and encodes 160 amino acids. Gene Ontology annotation, cellular component: nucleus. Gene Ontology annotation, molecular function: transcription coactivator activity.
CGUCAUCACCGGUGUCUCUGCGGCUGAGUCUGUAGGUUUCGAGAAUCUGGAUUGAAGCGAAUCAAUCAGAACCAAAACCCUAAAAGCCGCGAUGCCGAAGAAGAUGGGAGUGAACACGAAGGCGGAGGUGGCCAGGGCUCGGAAGAGUGCCGUCGAAUCGGAGCGAAAGGAACGAGAGACUCGUGCGAAGGAGGAGGAAUACUGGCGCGACGCGGAGGGUCCGAAGUCGCGGGCGGCGAAGAAGAAGGAGGAAGAAGCGGAUAAGAGAGCGGAGGCAGCGGAGGAAGAGUACGAGCGGCUGGUGCUGGUUUCCAACACGAAUCGCGACGAUUCCGUGAUCGAAGCUCGAUCUGUGGAUGAUGCAAUCGCUCAGAUGAGCAUCGGUGACACCUCCUUGCCACCUGAUAGGCAUCCCGAGAGGCGCCUCAAGGCCUCCUUCAAGGCCUUUGAGGAAGCUGAGCUCCCCAAAUUGAAGGAAGAGAAACCUGGCCUCACUCACACUCAAUACAAAGACCUCAUCUGGAAGCUCUGGAAGAAAUCUCCUGACAAUCCUCUUAAUCAAAUUGCAGAAUGAGUGAGUUAUCAAUGGAAAGCAGAUUAAGCAUUCUUACAGAACAUUGCAUUCACUCCAAGUUCGUAUUUAGCUCAUAAAACUCAACAUCCUCAGAUAUUGUUGUAGAAGAGAGUGUGAAGAGUGAGAGUUGUUCCGUAAACCAGCUAAGUAGUGUCUUUUCAUGUGUCCUUACUCUGCUAUAUGUAUAUUAAUUGGAUCAUAAGAAUUAUCUACUUCCUGUGUCUUAUUUGGGCAUUAAUAAUAGCAAAUAUCCUGUUUGAGAGCCAUCAAUGAAUGGGAAACAUUAUGUGUGAAUAA